AUGCAAAGAAGCUCCAGAAAAGCUGAACCGAUGAAAAUUCAGGUACUGUUUCUCUUCCUGCUGUCUUUGUUGUGGGGGGCUAUCUCCCAGCAAAUCCAAUACGCUAUUCCGGAGGAGCUGGCCAGGGGCUUGCGGGUGGGGAACCUCGCCAAGGACCUGAAGCUCAGUGUCCAGGAGUUGUCAGCUCGAAAACUGCGGGUUAGUGCAGAGAAUUUCUUCAGUGUGAGUGCAGAAAGUGGGGAUUUGCUAGUGAACGGUAGGAUAGAUCGAGAGGAAAUUUGUGGGAGGAAAUCUGAGUGUGCACUAGAAUUUGAAAUGGUUGCUGAAAAUCCAAUGAAUGUUUUCCACGUGAUUGUUGCAAUCCAAGAUAUUAACGACAAUGCACCGCGUUUCACCGCAAAAGGCAUUGACUUGGAAAUCUGCGAGUCAGCCUUACCAGGUGUAAAAUUCCCUCUGGAUUCUGCACAAGAUGCAGAUGUAGAAAGUAACUCACUGAAGAUAUACACUAUCAACUCCAGUGAACACUUCUCUGUGAUAACGAAGGAAAGUCCUGAUGGAAGUAAAUACCCAGAAUUACUGCUGGAAAAACCUCUGGACAGAGAACAGCAGAGCUCCCACCAGUUAAUCCUGACCGCCAUGGACGGUGGAGACCCUCCACUAAGUGGCACCACCCAGGUCCGGAUUCAGGUCACCGAUGCCAAUGAUAAUGCUCCAGUGUUCAGCCAGGAAACGUACAGAGUUAGCCUCCAAGAAAAUGUGCCCUCGGGGACCUCUGUGCUCCAAGUGAUGGCCACUGACCAGGAUGAGGGUGUUAAUGCAGAGAUCACCUAUGCCUUCCUCAGUGCCCCAACAAGUACCAGCCUCCUCUUCAAUCUCAAUCCAAAUACUGGUGACAUUACAACCAAUGGUACAUUGGACUUUGAAAAGACAAGUAGAUAUAUGUUGGUUGUAGAAGCCAAGGAUGGAGGGGUGCACACGGCUCACUGUAAUGUUCAGAUUGAAAUUGUUGAUGAGAAUGACAAUGCCCCAGAGGUCACAUUGAUGUCCUAUUCUAACCAGAUUCCCGAGGACUCAGACCUUGGGACUGUAAUAGCCCUCUUUAAAGUGAGAGACCGGGACUCUGGGCAAAAUGGUCUGGUGACCUGCUAUAUUCAGGAAGACAUUCCCUUCAAAUUAGAAUCCACCUCCAAGAAUUAUUACAAGCUGGUGAUUGACAGUGCCCUAGAUAGGGAGCAGAUGGCGGAGUACAAUGUCACCAUCACAGCCACUGACAAGGGCAAGCCCUCCCUAUUCUCCAGUACAAGCGUCACCCUACACAUCAGCGAUAUCAACGACAACGCGCCGGUUUUCCACCAGGCCUCCUACGUGGUCCAUGUGGCCGAGAACAACCCUCCAGGGGCUUCUAUUGCGCAAGUCAGCGCCUCCGACCCCGACCUGGGGCCCAACGGUCGCGUCUCCUACUCCAUC
Neomonachus schauinslandi (Hawaiian monk seal) is the source of this 1467-nucleotide messenger RNA. Its product is annotated as protocadherin gamma-B1-like. Lineage: Eukaryota; Metazoa; Chordata; Mammalia; Carnivora; Phocidae. The annotation marks the transcript as partial. Gene Ontology annotation, molecular function: calcium ion binding. The transcript has a single exon. The record is from RefSeq and is a predicted model, not a curated record. Gene Ontology annotation, biological process: homophilic cell-cell adhesion. Gene Ontology annotation, cellular component: plasma membrane.